Molecule: messenger RNA, 3211 nt
Organism: Daucus carota subsp. sativus
Lineage: Eukaryota; Viridiplantae; Streptophyta; Magnoliopsida; Apiales; Apiaceae
Product: cation-chloride cotransporter 1
Exons: 13
Coding region: 89-2998 (969 amino acids)
Biological process (GO): potassium ion homeostasis; cell volume homeostasis; chloride transmembrane transport
Cellular component (GO): membrane
Molecular function (GO): potassium:chloride symporter activity
Source: RefSeq, a predicted model, not a curated record
GUGGACAUUUUUCGAGCAUUUUGAUUCUGAAAAAGCCUAAUACAGAGCAUGUAUAAUUAGGUGAUGCAUGUAGAUUGGAAGAAGAAACAUGGACAAGGAAGGAGACGAUAGAUACCGCCCGGUGGUGGCGCAGGACAAUGACCGGGCCGUGCUUGAGAUGUCUUCGUUGCCUCGUACUACAUCCGCUUCUUCUACUGAUUCUAUGAAAAUAGAAGUGGGAGUGCAGCCAAAGCUGAAAAUAAGAUCUGUGAACAAAUCAUUGCCUAAUCAUGAAGUUGCUAAUGGCUCCCAGUCAGAAUCUAAACUGGAAUUGUUUGGAUUUGAUUCUCUUGUAAAUAUUUUGGGUCUGAAGAGCAUGACAGGUGAGCAAAGUCCAACACCAUCCAGUCCUAGAGAUAGCGAGGAUGGCUCAGUCACCUUGGAGCAACAUCCAAAAACUGCUGGCAUGAAACUAGGAACAAUGAUGGGAGUGUUUCUGCCAUGUUUUCAAAAUAUCAUGGGAACUAUCUACUUCAUUCGUUUCUCUUGGAUUGUUGGUAUGGCUGGCAUUGGGGAGGCACUUGUGAUAGUUGCCCUAUGUGGUUCAUGUACAUUCCUCACUUCAUUAUCUCUGAGUGCAAUUGCAACUAAUGGUGCAAUGAAGGGAGGGGGCCCAUACUAUCUCAUUGGCCGUGCCUUAGGCCCAGAGGUGGGAGUUAGCAUAGGACUCUGUUUUUUUCUCGGAAAUGCAGUUUCUGGAUCUCUCUACGUGCUAGGAGCAGUAGAGACUUUCUUAAAAUCCGUGCCAAAGGCCAGAUUAUUUAAAGAGACCAUCACGAAAUUAAAUGACACUUCAGCAGCAGAUCCUGUAUCUAGUCCAAGUUUGCAUGAUCUGCAAAUUUAUGGGAUUAUUGUUACCAUCAGCUUAUCCUUUGUUGUCUUUGGUGGUGUGAGAAGGAUAAACAAGGUCGCACCAACAUUUCUUGUACCUGUCCUAUUCUCAUUGUGCUCAAUAUAUUUUGGAAUACUUUUGGCAAGUAAAGAUAGUCCGGCAAAGGGGAUCACCGGCUUGAGAUUUAGAACAUUUGAAAAAAAUUGGAGCUCAGCUUACCAACCUACGAAUGAGGCUGGAAUACCAGAUCCUAAAGGCGAAAGAGACUGGAGUUUCAAUGAAUUGGUAGGUCUCUUUUUCCCAGCUGUAACGGGGAUUAUGGCAGGUUCCAAUCGCUCCGCCUCUUUAAAAGAUACUCAACGAUCUAUACCUAUAGGAACACUUGCUGCAACUCUUACAACAAGCUCUGUAUAUUUGAUAUCUGUAGUCUUAUUUGGGUCUCUCGCGACUAGAGAAAAGCUCUUUUCGGACAGGUUGCUCACAGCGACGGUUGCUUGGCCAUUACCUUCUCUUAUAUAUGUUGGAAUUAUCCUUUCAACUCUGGGGGCAGCACUUCAGAGCCUGACUGGUGCUCCGCGUCUGCUUGCGGCAAUUGCCAAUGAUGACAUACUACCUGUUCUUAAGUACUUUAAGGUUGCAGAUGGCAGUGAGCCGCACACUGCUACCAUCUUUACUGCCUUCAUCUGUAUGGGGUGCGUUGUAAUUGGAAAUUUGGAUCUCAUAUCACCAACUACAACAAUGUUUUACCUUCUGUGUUACGCGGGGGUGAAUUUAUCCGGCUUUCUUCUGGAUCUACUAGAUGCUCCCAGCUGGCGUCCUAGGUGGAAAUAUCACCAUUGGAGCCUCUCUCUUCUGGGAGCAUCUCUAUGUAUAUUGAUCAUGUUCUUGAUCUCGUGGUCAUUCACUGUGGUGUCUCUUGCCCUAGCAAGUCUCAUAUAUUAUUACGUGAGCCUCAAAGGCAAAGCUGGUGACUGGGGUGAUGGUUUCAAAAGUGCAUACUUUCAACUGGCACUUCGAAGUCUUCGGUCUUUAGGAGCUAACCAAGUUCACCCGAAGAACUGGUAUCCGAUCCCCUUAAUUUUCUGCCGACCAUGGGGAAAGCUACCAGAAAAUGUACCUUGCCAUCCAAAGCUUGCUGAUUUUGCCAACUGCAUGAAAAAAAAAGGCAGGGGAAUGUCCAUUUUUGCCUCCAUAUAUGAUGGUAAUUAUCAUGAAUGUGCUGAAGAUGCCAAGAUUGCCUGCAAGCAUCUUAGUACCUAUAUUGAAUACAAGCGCUGUGAAGGCGUAGCAGAGAUAAUUGUAGCUCCCAGUAUGUCUGAUGGCUUCAGAGCCAUUGUUCAGACAAUGGGUCUUGGUAAUCUCAAGCCCAAUAUUGUAGUGAUUAGGUAUCCCGAGAUAUGGCGACGUGAAAAUUUGACUGAAAUUCCAGCUACUUUUGUCGGAAUAAUUAAUGACUGCAUUGUUGCUAAUAAGGCAGUUGUUAUUGUCAAAGGUCUUGAUGAAUGGCCUAAUGAGUAUCAAAGGCAGUAUGGUUCAAUUGAUUUAUACUGGAUCGUGAGAGAUGGUGGUUUAAUGCUUCUCCUUUCACAGCUUCUUCUUACCAAAGAUAGCUUUGAGAGCUGUAAGAUUCAGGUAUUCUGUAUAGCAGAGGAGGAUGCUGAUGCAGGGGUUCUCAAAGCUGAUGUGAAGAAAUUUCUUUAUGAUCUUCGGAUGCAGGCUGAUGUGAUUGUAAUAUCAAUGAAGUCAUGGGAUUCCCGAGAAGACGGUGAAACAAAGCAGGAUGAAUCUGUUGAAGCAUUUACUGCUGCUCAGCGAAGGAUAGCUAGUUGCUUAAAAGAGAUGAAAGCCAAAGCCGAGAUGGAUGGCAUGCCGCUUAUGGCUGAUGGUAAGCCUGUGAUUGUCUACGAAAACCAGGUAGAGAAAUUUCUUUACACCACUCUCAAGUUGAACUCAACAAUUCUGCAUUAUUCAAGAAUGGCUGCAGUUGUGCUCGUGAGUCUACCACCUCCGCCCCUCAACCACCCUGCUUACUUUUACAUGGAAUAUAUGGAUUUAUUGGUUGAAAAUGUUCCGAGGCUCCUGAUAGUCAGAGGUUAUCGUAAAGAUGUUGUUACUUUGUUCACAUAGUUGCCUUCUCCUUUAGUUUAGCGUACAUAGUUUAUUUUCUUCGAGCUCUAUAAAUUCAUUCCUGUACCAUAAUUUUAGACACAGAAAUUGCUGCAUAGGCGUAGCAAGUCUAUAUAGCUUUCUUGUCUACUAUUUUUCUUUUCUUUUCUGAUUUGUAAACCCUUUUCUUUUCUUUUCUGAAUUGUAAACCCCAACGGAUGAACAAUCUUUGAU